AUGACGGAAACAGUAGAAGAAACCUCGAGACGAGACGACCUGAAGAGUCGCAAGAGAGGCGAUGACGAUGAUAGGAAAUCACGCAAGAGUAGACGAGAUGACGACGACGACAGACGCAGUCGAAAGCGACGCAAACGCAGUCGACGAGACCACAGCAGCGAGUCCGAUGACAGCGAAGACAGCCGAAGACGGCGUCGGAGACGAAAGAAGUCAAGUCGACGAAAGUCCAAAAAGAGCCGCAAAUCGAGUCGCAAAAAAUAUCAGUCUUCUUCUUCUUCGUCCUCCUCGGAUGACGACUCUUCGUCUUCGUCAGACGAUAGCGGCAGUCAAGGGGAAACGAAAAAGGUGAUCAAUGAAAAGCUCUUGGCCAAAUUGAGUGAACGGGGGGAGACUCUGGAAGAGCGCAAAGAGCGCCGAGCCCAAAAACGUGCCGCCAAGAUUGCAUCUCGAUUUGGGUACACUGCCGAAGAGAAUCCCUUUAACGACCCGAACUUGCACGAGACCUUUAACUGGACCAAGAAAAAGAAGGCUCCCACAAGUGAAAAAGAAACUGCAAAAACGCUGGAUGAAAUUGACAACAUUCGUCGUCGGCGCAAACAACGAGAUGAGGAAAAAGACGAAAUGGACCGGACUCGUGCAGAAGAGUCACGUCAAAAGGAGUUGGAAAACUAUGAUGAAUGGGCCAAAAAGGAAGAAAAGUUUCAUUUGGAUCAACAGCGAAAGCGAUCAGCGAUUCGUUUGAUGGAAGGACGGGAGAAGCCAGUGGAUGUCUUGGCCAAGAAUUUGCUAAUGUUUGGACUCUCAGAGGAAGAAAAGAAUCAACAAGCGGCAGUGAAAUACAAAGAGCGAUACAACGCGUUGGAACAAAUAGAAAAGUUGGAAGCCGAAUUGGAAGAGCCCCACAAGGUUGUGGGAGUUCUCAAAUUAGUAGAAUUGCACGAGCUAAAAAUGGAAAUUGAAGCCUUUCGAAUUCUGGAAAAGGAGGCGGCAGAUGGAAAGAGCACAGCAUCCAUUCUUCUCUACUGGGAUGCUCUCCACCUAGUCACACUAGAUGAAAUCAAACUACUACAAAAUGGCGGUGAAAAGAGUCAAUAUGGUCGAAAAAUUGAAGGGAUCAAGGAAAUUUUUGCAGGGCAGUCGAGGUCUGCUUUGAUGAAGAUGCAAGACGAGAUUAUGUCCAAACUCUCGUCACCUACUUGCGAUGACCGCCCAUAUUGGCAGGCGGUUCGAGAGCAACUCAUGGUCCAUUUGGCCAAGUUGGAUCUUACGGAAAUGCACAAGAAAAUGUUGGUACGUCAACUUGAGAGGUUGGAACAACGAAAGAAAGAAGCGGCCGAACGAGGAGCGGAGAAGAAAGAAGGCGAAGAGAACGAUGAAAACGACAAAUCCAUGGUACCAGAAAAUGUCGAUGCCGAAUUUGGAAAUGCUGAAGAAGAGCUUGGUGAAACUGACGAGAUCGACAUUACCAAGAAGAAAACAUACUCUUGGCAAGAUCGUUAUGCCCCACGCAAACCAAGAUACUUCAACAGAGUCAAGACAGGGUACGACUGGAACAAGUAUAAUCAAACGCAUUACGACGCGGAAACUCCGCCCCCCAAGAUUGUGCAAGGAUAUUCAUUCAACAUCUUCUACCCUGAUUUGGUGGAUCCUACCAAGACUCCCCAGUACUUUUUGGAACCUGCGGAUUCGGAUGAUUUCUGCAUCCUUCGUUUCCAUGGUGGAGCUCCGUACGAGGACAUUGCCUUUAAGAUUAUCAAUCGAGAGUGGAAUAGGUCAAGGAAGCGUGGGUUCAGGUGCACCUUUGAGCGUGGCAUCUUGUCUCUGUACUUCAACUUUGCAACACAUUGGUACAGACGAUAG
Molecule: messenger RNA, 1860 nt
Organism: Cylindrotheca closterium
Lineage: Eukaryota; Bacillariophyta; Bacillariophyceae; Bacillariales; Bacillariaceae
Source: the annotation of a GenBank genome assembly